Monosiga brevicollis MX1 is the source of this 3879-nucleotide messenger RNA. RefSeq lists its product as uncharacterized. The coding region runs from base 1 to 3690 and encodes 1229 amino acids. The transcript has 4 exons. The record is from RefSeq and is a predicted model, not a curated record. Lineage: Eukaryota; Choanoflagellata; Craspedida; Salpingoecidae. Gene Ontology annotation, molecular function: beta-aspartyl-peptidase activity; hydrolase activity, acting on carbon-nitrogen (but not peptide) bonds.
AUGGGCCCUCGCAUCUGGUUCUUGGCCUCCAGCCCUUCCACCGUCGAGUUCGCCGACGUCCUCGACCCCGCGGCCGCCCUCGCCGUGCUUCGCAAGAAGAAGGAUAUCAUCCUCCUUCCUGGUCACUCGGAGGCUCACGAGUUUGCUGAUUUCUGCCGCGAGGUCUUGGGCCUGGACGAUUCACAGAUUCGUUUCACAGAUGACACCAAUACCUUUAUGGUUGAAAGCAACCACGCGGGUGCCGCCACCACCAUUCAGAACAUCAUGGACACGUACCCUUCGGAUGGCGAAACGUUCAUGCUUUACCCCCGCAAGCUGACCAACACCAUGCGCAAGUGGCUUCCCCGCCUGCAAACCCAGGGCCUUCUGGUCUUUGGCGAGGGCACCCCUGGCCUCAAGCAUACCUCGGCUGCCAUUCUCCACCGCCAUGCCCGUGCCCUCGACGAGCUCUCGCUGCUUGAGGAGAUUGCUCCCCAUAUUCGCGUUCGUCGUGGCUUCAUCUGCAGCUGCGUCGAUGAGCUGCUCAAAGCCUACCAAGCGCUCAAGGCCAUCCCUACGGAUCGCCCCGAGACGGAGCAGAUGCUCAUUCUCCACUCAGAGCAGGAGCUGCGCAUGUACGACUUCCCCGUGGGUGACGUUGUUCUUGAGAACUUUGUCACCGACGACGCAGCCGAUAUGCGCCAGCACGUGAUUGUCCACUUUGUGGCCAACCAGCAACUCGAGCCUCUGACCAUUUCUCGCAGCUACCAGGGCGUCAUGCUCUCCGUUCGCUCCUGCCAGACCACGGACGCCGUGCGCGAGACGAUCAGCACCUGGGUUGAUGAGCUUCUGGACAAGACUCGCAUCAACGCCUCGGGCGUCGGCACCUUUGAGUUUGUCAUCGAUAACGAUCAGCCCAUCCUCAUCAACGUCACCAGCGGCUUCACCACCGAGCACUUUGCGUCCCUCUUUUGCCACAACUACUGCCGCAAGAUGCGCAUGUUUGCCUGGACCUUUACCCCCCCGGAGAACCUCGACGUGUGGACCUUCUGGUACCGCCUCUACGAUGCCAACCUCACCUUCCGCCCUGGCAAGAAGCGUUCGACUUCGGGCAUCUUCCCCCUCAACUUCCAAAAGGGCCGCAAGAGCAUCUUUGUGGCGGUUGCCGAUUCGGACGAUGCCGUUUUUCAGCUUCAGCAACAGGCCGAUGCCCUGCUUCGUGACUCGCCCACCGAGGAGUCGCUGGAGCGCGUGAGCCUCGACGCCGACGUGCGUCGCAUCUGGUGCGGCAGCGCCCGCCCCGAGUACCGUCGUCUGACACAGCGUUACAACCUGCCCAACCGCUGCAUUCCGCUCGUGCGCAAGGACCGCGAUUUUGUCAUCCUGCCCGAUCACAAGCUCACCCGUGAGUUCUGGAAUCUCUGCAAGGAGGUUAAGCAGCUUGGUGACGAUCAGGUCUUGUGGACCUCGGACGAGCACUUUGUCAUGGACGAUGAUGUCGACGACGAGAUGGUGGCCCGCAUCAAGGCCAUUGUCACUACCAACCCCAAGGACAAGUUCACCAUUGUCCCCUACUGUGUGACGGCCAACUUUGAGCGCUGGUCGGCGCAGCUCAGCGAGAUUGGCGUCACCGUCUUUGGUGAGGACUUUGAGUGGGUCGAGAAGUAUGGUCACAAGGGCAUCUUGCAUCGUCACAUGAACUCGCUCCAAACGCCCUGCAUCAUGGAGGAAGUGGCACCCAACAUUCGCGUUGCCAAGGGCUACACUUGCGACACGGCCGACGAGCUCGUGGAGGCCUACAAGCUCAUUGGUACGGAGACAGUGGUCAUCAAGCCCGUCUUUGGCGCUGCCGGUGAGGGCAUCAUGUUUGUCAACGAUGUUAACAUCCUGGCCGGUUAUGACUUCCCUAUGGGGCAGGUUAUUCUGGAGGAGUUUCUGGCCCUCGACCGCACCAACGACGGCAUUGUCCUCUCGCCGGCCGUCCACUACCUCGGCAACACCCUCUUUGGCAACGGCCUCGUUGACCAGAUUAUGGUCGGUACCGGUUAUGCCGGCUGGCGCCGCAGCGAGGCCUCCAAGUCGUUCCAGGAGACGUGCUCGCGUGCCAUUAACAAGCUUCUCAAGCACAUGCAGCCCCGUGGCCCCGGUGGCUUUGACUUCUUGUCCGUGGAGGGCGUGCCCUUCCUGACUGACGUCAACACGGGCCGCUUCAAUGGAGCUCACAUGCCCAAGCUCUUCAACGAGAUGUUUGCGCCCGACUGCACCUUCUACUGCUUCAAGUUCAAGCCCCCGCCUACCCUUUCGGCAUCCCAAUUUUGGUUCCGCAUGCAGAGCGCCGAUAUUGCCUUUGUGCCUGGCGAGAGCGAGAGCGGCGUCUUCCCUCUCAUCUACCUUCGCGGUCUCUCUGGCCUCUACAUCUGCCUCGCCAAGACUGACGAGGAGUGCAAGAACCUCUGUGAGUUGGCCAAGAGCUGCCUGGCUGACCGCGUGCCCAUUUCCCGUCCCUCGUCCCCACCUCCAGAGCUGGUCACCACCAUGCGCAUGACCCUGAUCAAGAACGCCCUUGCGCUCUACACGCCGGACCAGAGCCACUACACGGCCCUGCUCAUCGCCGGCUCCCAAAUUGUGGGCUUGCUUUCCGAUGUGGAGGCCGAGAACAUGACCCGCGUACUCAGCGCCACGGGCGGUACCAUCAUCGAUGCCUCGGGCAUGAUUGUGGCCCCGGGCAUGGUUGACCCACACGUGCACGUGACGGGUGGCGGUGGCGAGAUGGGCCCCGCCAGCCGAACGCCCGCCCUGCAGCUGUCUCAGAUUGUGCGUGCCGGUACCACCACUGUGGUUGGCGUCACGGGCACGGACAGCGUGUCGCGCUCCAUGGAGAACCUGCUCACAAAGGUUCGCGCCAUCAACCAGGAGGGUCUGACGGCCUAUAUGUGGACUGGUGCCUAUGUCUUGCCUCCCCCAACCUUGACCGGUUCGGUGAUGCGUGACGUCUGCCUCAUUGAGCAGUGCAUUGGCGUGGGCGAGGUUGCCAUUGCUGAUCACCGCGGCUCUCAGCCCACCGUCACCGACCUUGAGCGGCUCGCGUCCGAGUGCCGCGUCGCUGGCCUUCUGGCCAACAAGGCGGGUGUGGUGCACUGUCAUAUGGGCAGCAACGAGCAGCGUCUGUCCAGCCUCCGCGCUGCCAUCAAGGGCUCAGCCUUGCCCAUCACUGCCUUUUACCCCACCCACAUGUCUCGCAACCGCGAGCUGGCCAAUGAGGGUGCCCAAUGGAUCAAGGACGGUGGCUAUGUUGACUUUACCGCCCGCUCAGCUGCCACGGUCAAGGCACUGACUCGCUACUUUGCCAGCGGCGUGAAUCUGGACCGCGUCACCAUCUCCAGCGACGCCGGUGGCUCGUGCCCCUCGUACGACGACAAGGGCGAGCUUUUGCGCUACAAGAUGAUUGAGAGUGACAGCAUGCUGUGGCUGCUCAAGAAGCUUCACCUGGACAUGCAAUGGCCACUCCAGCGCGCACUCCCUCUCUUCUGCAAGAACGCGGCCGAGAUUCUCAAGCUGCCUCAAAAGGGUCGCAUUGGUGUCGGCCUUGACGCUGACAUUAUCCUCAUGUCGGCCGAGACAUUGGAUCUGACUUAUGUGUUUGCGCGCGGCAAGCUGAUGCUGGGCCCCGACCACCUCGAGAAGGGCAUGUUCGAGCAGGUGGACAUUUAAGUUAUCCGACAAGAUGCCACCAGGGCUCAUUGCUUGUUCCAACUCUUUUUGCCUCGUGCGCUUGUCCAGUUCCUCUCCCCCCCGUCUUGACUCGUGACCUUUAGGGAUGGCUUCGUGUCUUACUCACAUGCCAGCAUGUAAAUUUCUUUCUUUCUUUGGUGCUCAAAUUUAUGCAUCAGAUGAACUUUU